AUGUCCUUCUCCACCCAGGUCGCAUCCCGCUGCGCUAGACAGCUCUCCGGCUCCGUCCGCCCGUCCUCCCUGCGCAUUGUGACCUCCGCUACACACCUCACAGCCCGGCGCACACCUAGCAGCCGGCGAUGCGAAUCCACCCAGGCAACCCCUGCUGCUGCUACCAACCCUAAGAUCUCCCAGAUUGUCGACCAGAUCAGCACAUUGACUUUGCUCGAGACUGCCGAUCUAGUUUCUAGCUUGAAGACCCGCCUGAACAUCCCCGAUCUUCCCGUUGGCGGUUUCGCCAUGGCUGCUGGUGGUGCCCCCGGUGCGGCCGCUGCCGUUGAAGAGGAGGAGGCUGCUCCCGCCGCUGCCGAGAAGACGCUGUUCAACCUGAAGCUCGAGUCGUUCGAGCCUACCUCCAAGCCCAAGGUCAUCAAGGAGAUCAAGACCAUGCUCGGCCUGUCGCUGGUGGACAGCAAGAAGUUUGUCGAGUCUGCGCCUAAGAUUCUGAAGGAGUCUGUGCCCAAGGAGGAGGCGGAGAAGCUCAUUGAGACGUUCAAGGCGAUCGGUGCCAAGGCGACUAUGGACAACACAGCUCCCUUGAAACGACCCUUCCACACCACUCAAAUUCGAUCAGCUAUCAGGCCUUCUCGCAAAGCACCAUCUGUUCGAAAAGAAGAGAGGAGGGGCGUACCCCGGAAUGAGUUGAUAGCCCGAGGUGGAGUGAAACUAGACCGUGAUGGGUUUUGGAAUAGUUAUUGUACUGCGCAUGUUGAACCAACGUUGGCUGAAUUUAAGCAAUUCACUCGCCAACUUUAUGAGACGUAUAAGAACUUUAUACCGCCAGGUGUCAACCUGGCGACGUUCGCAUCUGUGGGUGAACAGUUGAUCAGGCUAUCGCACUCACAGCUCCCUUCCGCAAGUCUUGUUCGGAGUAUCUCAAUAGAUGUCGAUGCCGUUUAUCGAAUCUCGCUUAUUCUUGCAGAUCUUCAGAAAGGCCAGUUCAUUUAUCAAUGGGCGUUGACCAGCUGCGCAAAAGCAAAUUCGCGCCGAGCCCUUGUCGAACUCGUGAACCGGUAUAUCAGUACAGAAGGUGUGGACAUUUACCAGAACACCGAGUGCAUAGCGAAGGUCAAAGACUUGGCUCUCAAAGAUGAAUUCCCUCAUGCAAUUAUGCUAUAUGCCAAACUGCUCAUCUGGCGUGGCGAGAAUGCAGAAGCCGCCCGGCUGCUCGAGCAGAAGAUUCUACCAUUUCUACAACCAACUCGCAAACAACCUACCCUUUGGGAGGAUAUUAAGUUAUUGGACAAUUUCGAUUCGCCCUGGCGGAUGUACGCUGUUGCUAUUGAGAAAGAACAGGGUCUAGCGGGCAUCCAGAAGGCUACGCGCCGAGCCGCCGUGGAGUUCCAUGACCCGAUCGCCAUGGCUGACUUUGCCAUCUCGGUGUUGGAAACGGAGGCCCCCGACAAAUUCGAGGUUUAUGAGUCGUACAUGGCCGCCGCUGCAUUGGGGGGACACACUCCAGCCUGCUUUCACCUUGCCAAUUUCUAUUAUCGUACCUCUCAAGGCGAAUUCACCACCGAAGCAGAGAGAAACGCCAAAAAGAGGGAGGAGGCUAACGCCGCGCGUAACGCCUUCUUGCAACGGUUCGAACCUAUCGCUAAUUGGAUUUAUACGAUAUUCAACCAACCCAUGGAUCGCAAAACAUACCGCAUGCUCGCGAUGGACUGGUACGAGCUUGCUUUUGAUAAGGGAAGCAACGAGGCUGGGUAUAUCCUGGCGAUGCUCUUCCGCGAGGAUGGUAAUAUGGAGAAGAGCCGUGAGGUGUACAACCUUACUGCUCAGAAGGGCCUUCCGACCUUGUUGUCGAAGAAAGGCCUGGUGGAGAUGAAGGAGAAGUGGGAAGAUCAGACCUUCCAACCUGGCUUGCCUCCUCAGCUGUUGAGGCUUGCUUAG
Molecule: messenger RNA, 1941 nt
Organism: Penicillium digitatum Pd1
Lineage: Eukaryota; Fungi; Ascomycota; Eurotiomycetes; Eurotiales; Aspergillaceae
Product: mitochondrial 54S ribosomal bL12m domain-containing protein
Biological process (GO): translation
Cellular component (GO): ribosome; mitochondrial large ribosomal subunit
Molecular function (GO): structural constituent of ribosome; mRNA binding
Source: RefSeq, a predicted model, not a curated record